AUGAGCGACGACGUGUCGAAUCUUGAGGACAUCCUCGUGGACGAGGAGUACUUAAACAAUGCUAAUAACAGCGAACUGGCGCGCGAUCGACCUUUAAGGCCUGCUCCGCCGUCUUCUUUAAGUCCACACGAGUCCAGGCGUGCCAGUAUCGACGCAUACGACGCGCGAGAAGACCAUUUCGGACGCGAUAACGAAGAAAACGAAGAGGACGAUGGACAGGACGUUCCGCAAGAUAGCGAAGAUGUUCGAGAGGACUCCGUACCAUGCGAGGAAGACGACGAGGACGCUCCGCCACAGCUACGCUCUCGUAACAGAUUAGGUGAGGCCAGGACGCCCUCCGAACUCCACGCAGCUUCACGGUCUCCGCCGCGGUCCAUGUCGCUUGGAGGAUUUACAGUUGACGAUGAGGAUGUAAUGGAGAUGAAUGCGCGAGAGCAGGAACUGCUUGUGAACAUCCAGGAGCUACAGCGUCAGCUGUCGAUGGUACAGAUCCAGACCGACAAACCCCAAGAGGAGAUCGUUCCGCCCAUGAUGGAUGCCAGACACAGGUUAAUUAUGGUGUCGAAUCGUCUCCCAAUUUCGUUCCAACGCAAUGAAAAUACAGGGGAAUGGAGCUUCACCAUGAGCUCAGGGGGAUUAGUGACGGCGUUAAACGGUAUUCGAGAUCAAGUGCCGUUUAUAUGGAUCGGCUGGCUGGGGGAGGAGAUUCCGCAUGAUGAGCAGAGCAAAGUGAGGGAAAAGCUGGCUCGAGAAUUCAACUGCGUGCCUGUGUUCUUGUCCAAGGAGAUCGCUGCGAGGUACUACAACGAUUUUAGCAACGAUAUCUUGUGGCCAAUCUUUCACUAUGUGCCACUACCGCUUUUUCGUCCUGGGAGUGAGAAGAAAUUUGAUUUCAGACAAUGGGAUGCGUACAAACUGGCCAACAAACGCUUCGCACAGGCUGUGAAUCAAGUUUAUCGAGAGGGAGACUUUGUGUGGGUGCACGACUAUCAUUUAAUGAUGCUGCCGUCACUGCUACGAGCCCGCCAUCCACAGUGCAAGGUCGGCUGGUUCCUUCAUACUCCAUUCCCCACUGCGGAGAUGUAUCGUAUGUUGCCAGUGGGGAGAGAGAUUUUGGAGGGUUUACUUGGUGCUGACCUUCUAGGAUUUCACACGUACGACUACGCUCGCCAUUUCAUUGCGGCUUGUGCUCGUGUGCCUGGUGCUUCCACAUCUCCUAAGGGCGUCGAACUUGGCGAUCAUUUUUCAGCUAUUGGCGUGUUUCCUAUCGGUAUUGAUCCCGAACAUUUUGAAGAUAUCCUGAACUCGGAAGCCACACAGAAACGUAUUCAGGAACUCACUAUGAAAUUUGCUGGCUGUAAGAUUAUCAUUGGCGUUGACCGCAUGGACUACAUCAAGGGGAUUCCGCACAAGUUGCUAGCGAUGGAGCGCUUUCUUUCUCUAUAUCCCGAACGAUGCAAAGAUGUGGUUCUCAUCCAGAUCGGUGUACCAUCACGUACUGGUGUGCAGGAAUAUCAACAUCUUGCUGCAAGUGUGAAUGAAAUGGUGGGGCGGAUCAACGGUCGCUUUGGAACACUAACGCACUCUCCUGUGCAUUAUAUCCAUCGCUCCGUGACCCCCAGUGAGCUCGUAGCACUGUACAACUUGGCUGAUGUCUGUCUGGUGACGUCUAUUCGCGACGGUAUGAACCUUGUGAGUCACGAGUAUGUCAUGUGUCAGAGUCAAUCGUGUGAGCCACAUCGCGAAGGACCAGGAGUUCUCAUUUUGAGCGAGUUUGCUGGCAGCGCACAGUCGCUAUCGGGCGCUAUCCGUGUGAAUCCGUGGAAUACAACUGACAUGGCGAAUGCACUUAGCUAUGCACUGGAGCUCCCGCUAAUGGAGCGUGAGUAUCGGCAAAGAAACCUUUACCGUUACGUGAAGACACACACUGCGAGUUUCUGGGGCAAAAGUUUCUUAACCGAUUUGGAGGAUGCAGUGUCGAGACCAAGAGCUGUAGUGAAAAAGCUAGUGAGACUACCGACCAUCGAAGUGCUCGGUGCUUACACACGAAGCUGCCACAGGCUGUUGGUGCUUGACUACGAAGGAACUUUGUUCGAUGACCUGACGGCUGGACCAUCACAGCAACGUGGCAGCGUGGCCCCGCCCAAACCGUUUGUCAAGCGUCUUAUUGACGCUCUCGCCAAUGAUCCAAAGAAUACAGUGGUGCUGGUUAGCUCUCAUGAACGAAAUGUGAUCGGAAGUUGGCUUACGGAUCGUCGAGUGGGAGUCGUGGCAGAGUCAGGGUACUUCUACCGGUUACCUAAUGAAGAUGAAUGGCAAGUUAUGACGGAAGACACUGAUCCAUCGUGGAAGAAAGUGGUGCGUCCAAUCAUGCAGUAUUUCACGGAACGUACGCCUGGGAGUCGAAUUGAAAGCAAGGAGAGCUCACUUGCCUGGCAUUAUGGCGAGACAGAUCCAAUUUUUGGUCCGAUGCAGGCGCGCGAUAUGCAGGUGAACCUGGAAGAUGUACUGUGCAAUCUGCCGCUUGAGGUGGUUCAAGGUACCAAUCGCGUGGAAGUUCGCUUGCAGGGAGUGACGAAGACGUUGCUGCUUGAUGAGAUUUUUAAGCAGUUCCAACUGGAUAGCGUACCUAGUUCACCUUCGUGUAGGCGUGAGGGUCUGUCACCGAGACAGAGUCGUCGACGGCGGCCACCUUCACCUCAGCUUGACUUUGUCUUCUAUGCUGGCAAUGGCGUGGAGGACGAUGAGUUGUUCUUGUAUUUCAAGGAGCACACGGAAUUGGCCAGGAAAGAAGAGGAAACGUGUCAACCAGGUACUGCACCAACGAAUGCAGGCAGUGAUGUGCUCCCGCCUCUAUCAUUGCCAGACGCGAGUAACCUUCCAGCAGACUCAGUCUCUGCGCUGUCGAAGCGUGCCGAUGUGUUCACGUGUCAUAUUGGUGGCACCAAGACAGAGGCCAUGUUCCACCUGGAGCGUCCUUCGGAUCUCGCAAGAAUGCUUCGAAGUAUGACGUGA
Phytophthora infestans T30-4 is the source of this 3015-nucleotide messenger RNA. Its product is annotated as alpha,alpha-trehalose-phosphate synthase. Gene Ontology annotation, cellular component: cytosol. The record is from RefSeq and is a predicted model, not a curated record. The transcript has 2 exons. Gene Ontology annotation, biological process: trehalose biosynthetic process. NCBI's taxonomy places the organism in Eukaryota, Oomycota, Peronosporomycetes, Peronosporales, Peronosporaceae. Gene Ontology annotation, molecular function: alpha,alpha-trehalose-phosphate synthase (UDP-forming) activity. Bases 1 to 3015 code for a protein of 1004 amino acids.